CCAUCUGCGUUCUGCUCCUGUGAUAUAUACUGUAAGCUCAUUAGUCCUCCUCCUGGAAUUAAGACACAUGGUCUGGAUGAGCACAGAGGCAAAGAAGCUGAGUGAUGCAGUUGUUAGGAGCAGUCUCUCACUGAGAAGUCGUUUUUCGGUGGCUGGUGGCACCCACCUGCGUGGAGCCCUGGAGCUUGGAAGGGGUCGCAGGACUCCUGAUCCAAAGCUCUGCAUCUCUCGCUUUGUGGAAGGAUGGCUCCCCUUCUGAACCUCAUCUCUCCCUUCCUGCUCACGUUGCUGAUGUAUCACGUUGAUGCAAUAAUGACGGAAUUCAAAGUACGUCCCUUCGACAAUAUUUCUCUGCCCUGCCAGUUCUCCUUUGUGGACGGCAUCGAUGGCUUGACAUUUACGUGGGAGAGGGAAGAUAUUAAGGAAGAACAUGAAGUGGAAGAUAAAGAAUUUUACAAAUUUUUUGUUGGGCUCCACGACUUUUACCAGUUUUACCCAAAGCUGAUAUACAGCUUUAGCAACAACCAGGAACAGCUGGAGGAGCGGAAUUCGCUAUAUGAGGGGAGAGUCUGGGUAGAUGAGGAGGAGAUCGCCGAUGGCAGCCUGGCACUCAUGUUGGAGCAAGUACAGUUUUCUGAUGAGGCAAUAUACAUAUGUAAGGCAUACAAUUCACGGGGCAGGGGGCAAAGGAAAGUGAAGCUCCUUGUGCAAGAUGCUGAAGAGCCACAGGUGCAGUUCAGCACCGUCAACGACACACUUGUGGCCAAGUGCAUCUCCGCAGGCUGGUAUCACAUGCCAAAGGUAACUUGGCGGAACCGAAGGGAAGAGGACAUUUCCAGCUACGCCAAAUCAGACAUCCUGGAGGAGAAGCAGGAUGGGUCCCACAGGGUGGUAUCCGUCUUGCACUACCCUGUAUUGCUCCACGAGAUCUACACUUGCCAUAUUGAAGAAGACGACGUGCUCAACAGGCCUGUUCGAUCCAUCCACAAAGUCCCAAAGAGGAAAUACCAUAAUAUGUACAAUCACUAUUAGAAUGUUAGCUGGUCGCAAGCUACUUGCAAAGAGAAGCCCUUACUGCUUUCAACAGAUGAAUUCUUCAGCUUUGCACAGUUCUCGGAUGCAGCAGAAAGAAGAGGAAAACUAGACUAGACAAUAGGACAGUAAAAAUGUCCAUGGAAAUUCGGCUGUUUCCAUGCUGCUUCUCGACCUGCAUACUUCAAACAGGGCAACAAAUCACAUGAGAUGGCCUAGUUCACAUUCUAUAUUCUUAGGCACAGAAAGAGCCUUCAAAACCUCUGAACAAUAAAGUGAAUGAAGUACAGGAAAGAAUUCUGUCUUUUAUACAUACGUACCAUUUGU
This is a messenger RNA of Podarcis raffonei (Aeolian wall lizard), 1359 nucleotides long. Its product is annotated as butyrophilin subfamily 2 member A2-like. The transcript is spliced from 4 exons. NCBI's taxonomy places the organism in Eukaryota, Metazoa, Chordata, Lepidosauria, Squamata, Lacertidae. The coding region runs from base 244 to 1032 and encodes 262 amino acids. The record is from RefSeq and is a predicted model, not a curated record.